CCCCGCUCCAGAGGAGGGAAUCGUUCCUUCCUCAGCUCCAGGCUGUGACCACUAGAGGUCUUGUUCUUCCCUCCAUGAGCUGCUGUUCGGAAUGCCAGUGAGAGCCUUGCCUACUUUUUUAAGGCUAAGAAGACACAUUUUCUGCAGGUAGCCCAAAAGCUUUUCAGGAACCAUUUUCUGUUGUUCUGCAUUUGCUGGUUAUUUGGUCUGGACCUCUCUUCUGAUGCCAAAGUAUUCACAGAACUGAACUGACACAACUGAACCAGCCCCUUGGAUAUGAUUGGCCUUGUGUUUGCAAGAACUGCAGUAGUUACACAUCAAUAACUUCUCCCACUGAAUCCCACUGGAUGCUGGAUUUUCCCCUGGUCAGAAGUGGUUACGUUUUGUUUAACUGUUUGGAAAGAUUAGUUUCAACUGGAACAUCAAAAAGAUGGCUGAAGAAGAAAAACUCUCAAUAAAGAAAGCACUUCAGUUCGGUAUAAAGGGAUAUAUUCCAGCAGGAAAUCUAUGCAUCAGAAAUGAAAAUGCCCCCAGAAGUUAUUAUGCUUCUUGUUUAGACAACAUGCAAAUAAAACAGAUCUGACUGGUCCAUCAUAAAAAAGCUGGAUCACUAAUGGAGAGCUGCUGUCAAACAAGAGCCACCAGGAAAGCCAUAGACUCGACCUUACCUUUAAAUUAGUUAACCACAAGUGUAACAGCCUGUUGCAGCUUUGUAAUACAAAGAUCAUGUUAGCUUCAGACAGCAGGAUUUCUGCAUUCCCUGGCUACAAGAAAUCUUUCCGUAAAUUUUCUAUUUAAUUUCUUUAUCUGAGGGUUUGGUCUAAUCAGCAAUUAAAUUCGAACGAAGAUCCCUAAGGAGAGCACGUCGGUGAAACAAAGAGAUAACAAAGGGAUAACAAAGAGCAGAAUGAUCAGCUCCAGGAUUAAAGUGCUAAUUUGUAUCUUGGGAACGACCUUAAGGUACGGGUCAAAUGACAAAUGAAAUGGGUCGCAAGGAAACACGUUACUUACAGACUCUAAACUGUGAUUCAAUGGCCCAGCAGAACAUGAAAAUGCGCCCAGUGCUCCUGAAAAGGAACAGCCUGGACUCUGCGGACUUCCUGAGGCACCCCCAGCACCGCAGGACCAAAUCCCAGCAGGUCCGGUUCAAGGAGGAUGGAGUGAGCACCAAGGCGGAGCUGGAGGUUCAUCCUGCCCGAGACGCGCCUUUCCCGACUGGAAAACCAGAGGUAUUUAGGGAUCACGAUUUUUUGCUAACUCGCUCUCCAACUUUUCCAACAAGGGCUCAGAAGGGGCUUCGGAAUAUCGCCAUCCAAACAUCCCCCAGCCUCAGGAAACACUUCCCGGUUUUUAAGAAGAAGAAGCUGACAGGAAGUAAAUCACUAACAGAGAUGCCGACGGAGCCUGCACAUCCCAUGCAGGUCAAUGGCAGCCUCUGUGAGCAGGACAUCACGUCUGCAGAUCUCUGUUACCUGAGGAUAACGAACCACGGGGAGGACGGAUGCAGGAAUGGUGAGGGGGACGGGCAGGUAAGUCAAAGAGCACCAGAAGCACAAAGCAACGGGCCCGUCUACUCAGAUGAUUCCUCAGUGUCAGAGAAGACAACUGCGUCCACACAGGUGCCUGAAUACAUACACGUGAGCUUUCCACAGGACAGAAAUGUUUCCAUGGAUGCACCAGACACAGCCACGGAUCCAAGUCAUUCCCUGCACUCCUCUGCUGUCCCCCACGGCACUGAAAGCAAUGAGAACAGCACACUGUCCUCUGAGCCUGAAAGAGCAGAGCCUUGCCUAGGCAAUUCUGCCAACUGCAGGGAAUGUGAUCCCCAUUCUGCUGCUUGGGGAGUGGGGAAAAGCGAUUCUGAGCUGCCUGUAGCCAGCAGAGACGCCAGCAGCAAGGAAACAGCUCCAUUGUCACCUCCAUCAAAUCACAGCUCAUCUCCUUGUUCCCUCAGAGACUGUCACCAGGCAGGAGAGCACAAACCAGAUCCCAGCCGUGUGACGUUACCAGGUGAUCACACAGCCAGGGCAGCGACCAGCAGUGACAUCCCAAAACCUGCUCCGGCACGGGAGCCUGGAGUCGAGGAGAAUUCCACCCAGUCAGAUGCUGCCCAGUGCAACAGCUGUUCAGAAGGAUUUCACACAAAGUCUUUUCCGCCAAGGAACGAAAUCAAACCGCAAACCAACCAAGAGAUUAGUGAAAUAAAUCAAAUUCACUUGGCACAUGGCGAACUCUGUGCCCUCCAAGGCAGGCUGCAGUCUGUAGAGGAAUCCUUGCAGUCCAACCAGGAGAAGAUUAAAGUCCUUUUGAAUGUAAUCCAAGACCUGGAAAAAUCCAGAGCGCUGAGUGAAGGGCGUAACUUCUACCACACUGGCCAGGACCUGAACAACUGCAGCACCUGCCAGAACACGGCCUGCAUCAUCUACAGUGUAGAAUAUGACUUCAGACAACAAGAAGGAAGAUUUCACCAGAUUUUGAAAACACUGGAUAAUGCAGAGCAAGAUCCAGCUUCAGCUUCACCUCAGAAGCCACCACCUGAUCCUCCAGCUGCAGAGAAAAAGGAGUUAAGGAGGAAAACAAAAAAGAUGAAAAGAAAAUGCUUCUGGUGGAUUUGACUUCCUUUGCCUCCUUUUAUAUUUCAAGACAUCAGAACAGAAAGAGCUCGGGAGCACAGGCCUGAAAUGUGCUAUUACAAAACCACAAAGGUAAAGAAUGUUUAAUUAGGGUAUCUGAAAAAUCAAAUUAAUUGAAUUUAGUUAAAUCAUCUCACUGAAUAAAGGUGCAUGAAGAUACUAUUUUCAAAAGAGAAAUUUUUUCUUUCAAAAGGAAGCUCUCUCAUUUUUUUUCCAAGGACACUUUCAUAUGCUUUCUAAAGACCUUUUUUUUCAACUUUCCAAAAAUAGCAAGAUUCAAACCUCUACUUUAAAAUAAAAACCAACAUGGUAGAUGAAGGUAAGCAUGUCACACAGCCUUCAUUUCCUCUUUCUAAAAAACUUGGACUAAAAGGGAAGAACUUCAUUGAUCUUUGAAGAAACCACACCAUCAAGAACAAAUUCAGGGAAACCUAUGCUGCUCAUAAAAGUCUCUCCUCAAAGGAGAUAAUCAUCAUUAUUUCACGUCCCCACUGAAAUAUUUUUCUUGCUGUCAUUCCUCUAAUAUUGAACAACAACAAAAAAGGAAUUCUGGUUGAAGUUUUACUCUGCCCUUUUA
This is a messenger RNA of Pipra filicauda (Wire-tailed manakin), 3210 nucleotides long. It is a transcript of the gene INSYN2B, whose product is annotated as inhibitory synaptic factor family member 2B. The record is from RefSeq and is a predicted model, not a curated record. Gene Ontology annotation, cellular component: postsynaptic density. NCBI's taxonomy places the organism in Eukaryota, Metazoa, Chordata, Aves, Passeriformes, Pipridae. Gene Ontology annotation, biological process: inhibitory postsynaptic potential. Bases 972 to 2615 code for a protein of 547 amino acids. The transcript is spliced from 5 exons.